AUGCCACUGUUCUCGAAGAAGCCAGGUCCACCCCUUGCCGAAGGCCUUAAACCAGCAUAUGACGCUUUCCAAAUCCCCGUAGCCGAACUCCGCUGGGGACAAAACGGUCUCGCAUGGAGACUCCGGCGCUGCAUCACCAUGGAGACACACUUUUACGACAUCGGCAGCCGUAACCCUGAGGCGUUUGAAAAGCUCAAGGAGGAGGAGUACUCUGUCAACGGCGACGGCCACCCCGACGAAGCCAUUGAGCGCAUAUACUUGAACAUGCACGUCCCGAUCUAUGAACGCCUGAUUUCCCUCCUAGAACAUCUCUCCAACGAAAUUGGCGUCUGGAAGUUUGGCGGUGAAGCGGAGGAGAAGUUUGCGAGGCAUGGGUGGUUGCAGGAUAUGAAGCAGAGGGUCCGGGAGAAGAAGGCUAUGGAGUUGUUGAGUGAUAUGGCGGAGAAUCUGGAAGAGGGCGAUGACCAGGACGACGAAGAGGAAGAAAUGCAGGCGUUGAAAACUGCGGUGCAAGAGUGGAAUUUGCUUGAUUAA
Messenger RNA from Bipolaris victoriae FI3, 534 nucleotides. RefSeq lists its product as hypothetical. The coding region runs from base 1 to 534 and encodes 177 amino acids. The transcript has 5 exons. Lineage: Eukaryota; Fungi; Ascomycota; Dothideomycetes; Pleosporales; Pleosporaceae. The record is from RefSeq and is a predicted model, not a curated record.